GCUCCUCCUUAUUCACUCGUAAGCGAAUCCAUAGUCCCUCUGGACAUUGGACACGCUCGCUGCUUCAGGCUUCGCCAGAAUGAACUUUGAAAUCGGGAUUCGGAUGUCAGUACUGUAACCACUAACCAGCCCGGUCCGGAUCCAUAAUAUCCCCCGCCGAUCCUUCUCAGUAACGGCCAUUAUAUCGUAUUAUGCACGACCGACGAAAACGACGAACGCCCCACGACCGGCCAUGAACACACAUGAGCGUGCAAGGCUCUGAAUCUCGAUUCGCGCUGCUCGCCAGUCACUGUUCUGCUUUGGGUGCUCAGGCUCUCUUCGCCGUACUUCUCAGCGGUGCCGUCGACAGGGGCAAGAGCAGCGGAUUGAGUCACUGGCUACGAUACGCUAUCUCGUCUUCCACGCGCUCUGUUAAUGAAGGACUCGCCGUACAACCUCGAAGAACCUGCCUAUAUCUCAGUCUUGGCAGUGGCUAGUCAGCCUUCGAGGCUCUUCUUGACCUGACAAACGCUUCCUCACGAGGC
This is a messenger RNA of Schizophyllum commune H4-8, 524 nucleotides long. RefSeq lists its product as uncharacterized. Lineage: Eukaryota; Fungi; Basidiomycota; Agaricomycetes; Agaricales; Schizophyllaceae. The transcript is spliced from 2 exons. The coding region runs from base 243 to 476 and encodes 77 amino acids. The record is from RefSeq and is a predicted model, not a curated record.